GAAAUGAUCGAGUGUGAAUCAGCUGAAGAAAAAGUAGAAGGGAUGGACAAACCCAGUGACUCUGAAGACCAAGUUAAAAAUACGGGCAAUGUAGGAUGUGAGAACCCAGCUUCUGAAGAAGAGCGUCUAGCGACUUUUGUGGAUCCACCGCCUCCACAUAUCUCGGACCAACUAGAUACGGGCAGGAAAUCUAUGCUCUCUUGGAAAUCACCAUUUUCUGUACCUGUUUCUUUGGGUUGCUCAAACACUUCAACUGAUCGAACGGACUUUCAAUGCUCUUCCACCAGCUCGACUGAAGAUGUGGAUUGCCUUGUCUGCUUUAACCGGUACAGUUGUAGCAGGUUGCCCAAGCUGCUUGCCUGCCAGCACACCUUCUGUGCAGUCUGCCUGAAGUUGAUCCUGCGGAAUGAAGACAACACCUGGAGAAUUGCUUGUCCCGUCUGCCGAAAAGUCACCACGGUCUUCGGAGGGCUUAUCUGCAGCCUCCCUAACAGGGAGGACAUUGGACACUUAGCCAACCAUGCCCCGAAUACAGAGACGUUUUUCUCUCCAGACACUCACAGUGAGACCCUGGUGAUUCAUAGUACUUUCUCUACCAGCCGAGAUGAAGAACUUGGUUACAGGGUGGCUGCCAAGCGAUUGAUGUUCCUUCUCUUGCUUUUAGUGAUCCUCGUCGUCUUCACACUCCCCUUCGUGUACGGUGGCCUGUUGACGUGGGUUCUUUACUUUGCUGUUGCUUUAGGAUUGAUUGGGGUGGGGGUGCUUUUUUGCAAUCCAAACUGGCGUUGCAGCUGCUCCAACAUUCCAACCCCCUUCUGGUGCAAAUGCACACGCCGCAUUGCAUCUGCUGCCUAAAACGUUCCCUAAGCGGGGGGUCGGGGGAUGCUUUGGACCUCAACUAGAUUCUGCCACUACGUUCUGCCUUGUGAAAAGUGGCUUCAUUAAACUGCUUUUGACUCCUGACUUGUCGAGUCACGUAGAUAACAGUCGGUUCUCUGAUUUUGUCACACGAGUUCUAGAACUCUUCGCCCUACUGCCUUCUCAGGAGUGCAAGAGGCAGCUAGAAUGUUGCCUUCAGGGGCGUUCUAGGGCAAAGUGUUCUGAUGUGUAAACAGGCCUCCUUCCUUGCCUGAGUGGUACAAGAGCUCCUUGCUUGAGUGACGGCAGAGGCCAUUUGGGCAUUGCCCUGGAGUAUCUCUCAUGGCAGCAGCACUGGGGGAGAUGCUCUGGGUGCUGCCUCCCACAUUGGUGCAUGCCUCCUCAGGCAAGUGACAUGAAGGAAUUGCAAGGCAACUGUAGAGCACCUCUGCCCACAAAGUAGGAGCCCUGCAGGCAGCGAGAGAUGAAAAUCAACUAGGUGGAUCAACUGAUCAUCUGACAUCGCAUGACAGCGUUGUACACUCAUCUGGAGGAGCAAAGGAGCUGGAUAUCUUGCUCCACUGGACUUCUGCUCCAACCUGGACCUGUAAAUAG
Messenger RNA from Eublepharis macularius, 1473 nucleotides. RefSeq names its product E3 ubiquitin-protein ligase RNF186-like. The transcript has a single exon. The record is from RefSeq and is a predicted model, not a curated record. NCBI's taxonomy places the organism in Eukaryota, Metazoa, Chordata, Lepidosauria, Squamata, Eublepharidae. Bases 4 to 855 code for a protein of 283 amino acids. Gene Ontology annotation, molecular function: ubiquitin protein ligase activity. Gene Ontology annotation, biological process: protein ubiquitination.